Leguminivora glycinivorella is the source of this 516-nucleotide messenger RNA. RefSeq lists its product as uncharacterized. The coding region runs from base 1 to 516 and encodes 171 amino acids. The record is from RefSeq and is a predicted model, not a curated record. The transcript has 5 exons. Lineage: Eukaryota; Metazoa; Arthropoda; Insecta; Lepidoptera; Tortricidae.
AUGAUAGAGAGGUUUCUGUCUACUCACUUAGGUGUUCAGACAGCAGCCAAGAGCUAUACAGCUCGCAGACGAGCUCACCACCACCAGCUGCUCUACGUGCCCUACAGCAGCCACUACCACUACCAGCACCACGACUACACGGCGCACUGGACCGCCAGCGACUACACGCGCAUGCACUCAUACUACCAGCAGCAGAGCCGCGGCGGCGCGAGCACGCCGCAGCCGUCGCCGGCGCAGCCUCAGCGCGCUCAGUACACACAUGCUUUGCAACUACAGACGUUGAUCCCGGCCCCGGCGCGGUACCGGCCGGUGCCGGCCCCGCAGCCCGGAGGCGGGAAGCAGAUGAUAUGCUACUCUGAAAAGGUGGCAGCACCGCUGUACCAGCAGGCGCCCGGGUCUCCGUCGCGCGCGGCGCGCGGCGCCCCCGAGGGCGCGCCGGCCGGCCCCGCCGCCGCCGCCGCCACCUCGCCCAUGGCGCCGCCCGCCAACCCGGUCUACUACGCGAUGAACGUCUGA